AAUUCCGAUGACACGCUCACGUGACAUUCCGACUAUAAAACGGAAGGCAGACGAUUGCUUCGUUAUUAGCAACUUUCCACAGACGUCCAUCGAGCUGCCGGUACAGCGGACAGCCUGCUAGUCGUAUACACGGUCGAAAGGUUCUGCUCGGGACGAUGUUUGGGAGCCUGUUUCUGGUGACGGUGCUGGUUGGCGUGACGACAGCGGCCGUGAUCGACCAGAACCCCAACCUGGACAUGCACUGGAACAUGUGGAAGAUCAAACACAGCAAGGCCUACAAGCACCAGGCGGAGGAGUACGGGAGGCGGAGCAUCUGGGAGAAGAAUCUGCGGCUGAUCUCCCUGCACAACCUGGAGACGUCCCUGGGCCUGCACAGCUACGACCUGGCCAUGAACCACCUGGGAGACCUGACUUCAGAGGAGGUGGUGCAGACCCUCACAGGCGUUCAGGUCCCCUCAGACCUGGAGAGGGGCCCCUCCACGUUCGUACAGUCCUCCGGGGCCUCUGUGCCGGACUCCGUCGACUGGAGGACCAAGGGCUACGUCACGGAUGUGAAGAUGCAGGGGUCGUGUGGCUCGUGCUGGGCCUUCAGCGCGGCAGGAGCCCUGGAGGGCCAGCUGAUGAAGACCCGGGGCCAGCUGGUGUCCCUCAGCCCCCAGAACCUGGUGGACUGCUCCUCAAAGUUCGGUAACCAGGGCUGCAAAGGUGGCUUCAUGACCCAAGCCUUCCAGUACGUCAUCGAGAACCAGGGCAUCGACUCGGACGCCUCCUACCCUUACGACGCCGUGGAGGGGAAUUGCCGGUACACUGUUGCCGGGCGUGCGGCUAACUGCUCCAGCUACACCUUCGUGCAGCAGAAUGACGAGGCGGCCCUGAAGGCGGCCGUGGCCAGCGUGGGGCCCAUCUCCGUGGCCAUCGAUGCCAGGCGCCCCUCCUUCGCCUUCUACCGCAGCGGUGUGUUCGACGACCCACAGUGCAGUCAGGAGGUGAACCACGGUGUCCUCGUCGUAGGCUACGGAACUCUGGAAGGGAAAGACUUCUGGCUGGUCAAGAACAGCUGGGGGGUGAGAUUUGGUGAUGGAGGCUACAUCCGAAUGGCGCGCAACAAAGAGAACCAAUGUGGCAUCGCUGAAUAUGGCUGCUAUCCUGUCAUGUGAUCUCCCCUGACCCCGAGGAAUAGGAUUUAACUAUUUUUGUUUAACUGGAGUGGGAAUGUCACUGUCCUUGCACUUUCUAUUGUCAUUUUCAGUCUUAUUUUAAUGGGAUUCUCUUGUGUAAUAUAAUUUUUGAAAUCAUUAUUUUUUAAUUGUUUUAAAAAAAAAAAGAAAAUGCUGUGUUUUUAAAGAUGGAAUAAAAUGUACUUUUAAUACGA
Conger conger (European conger) is the source of this 1372-nucleotide messenger RNA. RefSeq names its product cathepsin S-like. NCBI's taxonomy places the organism in Eukaryota, Metazoa, Chordata, Actinopteri, Anguilliformes, Congridae. The record is from RefSeq and is a predicted model, not a curated record. Gene Ontology annotation, cellular component: lysosome. Bases 156 to 1157 code for a protein of 333 amino acids. Gene Ontology annotation, biological process: immune response. The transcript has 8 exons. Gene Ontology annotation, molecular function: cysteine-type endopeptidase activity.